This is a messenger RNA of Lymnaea stagnalis (great pond snail), 8196 nucleotides long. NCBI's taxonomy places the organism in Eukaryota, Metazoa, Mollusca, Gastropoda, Lymnaeidae. The record is from the annotation of a GenBank genome assembly.
CACGUACAAAACAUAAAAUGUAAUGGGAUUGCCUUUGCCUGCUAAAACGUGGAUCGUAUGACAUGAACUGAUUGUUGAAAGGACUUAUGGUUUAUCUGUCUCAAAUCUUACGUGUCAUUCGACGUGUAUUUACGAUGAAUAAAUACCAAUCGAGUCUAUAGAAAUACGUGGGAAAUAAUGUCUUUCAAAACGCUUGCAGGUAAGCUUAAAACACCAUUUUUCAAAUAUAUUUUUUAAAUAUUUAUUUUAGAAAUACUUUUUUGCCUGUGAAAAAAAAAGAUUGAGUAAAGGAGAGAAAAAAAUGACGUGUCAAUGUUUACAGCAAUGACGUCAUACAAGUUGUUUUACUUUAUUCAUUUUCAGCAUACGUUUUAAAGAGGACCGUAGACUUCAAGAAAAGCCAAAUAAUAUUAAGAGGUAUACGCCAUCUUUUUGUCAUAUUUCUGAAAUUAUAUUAUUUGUCAGGUAAAUGUACAUUUGAAUUAAAAUGUUUGAUUACGAAAACAGUUUGUUAAUUCAACACCUCUGCGGUUCUCAUUUAUUAUUUUAAAACGAUUUUUUUAUAUUGCCCAGGUGUUCUAAUACUAUACUCGUGGAUGGGGGCCAUAGGAGGAACUUUCGAAUCGAUUAAGUUUGAAAAAAUUACACCUCAGCACUGCGGGCCUCAACGUUUGAACUCUGGCUGGGUGGACAAGUCAAGGUCAUCGUGCGCUGCCAGAUGUUUGGCCAGGUAAUUGGAGAAACGAAUACUUUUUUUUUUUAAACAGGGAUCCGCAAUAAAUAACCAGCGGGCCUGAUCCAGCCCGCCUGAUCCAGCCCGCCAGGUGUACUUAAACCAUUCCGAAAAGCUGACAUACUAUGGUGGCGAAGUUGUGAACCUAUACGAUGGUGGUAAAUUUGUUAACUGGUACUAUGGUGGUAAAGUUGUGAACUGGUACUAUGGUGGUAAAGUUGUUAACUGGUACUAUGGUGGUAAAGUUGUUAACUGGUACAAGGGUGGUAAAGUUGUUAACUGGUACUAUGGUGGUAAAGUUGCUGACUAGUACUGUGGUACUAAGGUUGUUUAACAGUAAUGUGGCACUAAUGUUCAUAACGGGCACUAUGGUAAUAAAGUUGCUGAUAUAUUCACAAUGAGACUACACAUUUUUCACCCCCCCCCUUUUCCUACAACUUUGAUUCGAAUUUGUUAAAGAAGGCAUUUUUACGAUUGCCAGAGUAUGCUUCUUUACCGAGUACAGUGAAUGUUUUGUAGGGGCUGAUGUUACUCCUCGCAUUGAAGAAAGGAGAGGAAAAUGUCCAGCAUCACUAAUAAAACCUAAAAAAAACGGCGCUCUAUUUUUUUGUUGGCAUUCGACGAAAGCGAUGACGUGGGUGAUUCUGAACGAUUUCUCAUUUUCAUUCGUUGGAUAAAUGAUUAUUUCGCAGACAUGGAGGAGAGUGUUACCCUGAGAGCCAUCAAAUGCACAGCUUGAGGGCAUAUCUAGGAGAAGUUAACCGAACUGUGAAGGGCUGUAUGGGGCUAACAUAGCCAGCGUGGCAAGUGAUAGUGCUCCUCAUAUGUCUGGCUAAAUGGGAGUGAUUGGACGCAUUAACCAACACCGCCAUUGGCAUCCAUUAGCCGUACGGCGCCCCAACCAUCUACACGUACUGUUUUGUAAAUCACCGAAGACUGACUCUGUCGUGAAAAUCGUCACAUUUCUUUGUUUACUUUAUAAUAACUGCUCAUGCGCAGACAGUUUCUGGCAUUUCCGUAUGAACUAAUGUUUGCCUAUGAAGAGAUGCCGUACCACACGGUAGUCCAUUUUCUGAUGCGAUAAAGAGUUAACAAAAUUUUUAUGACUCCCGUCCACAGGUUUUCUGGUUUGUAUUCUUGCAAAUAUCCUAUUUACAAAAUUGAAAUCGCUGCACCACAGAAUUGUGACUCGCUGAAAAACAAAUAUUUCCACCAUUUGGUAAAAUGGUUCUUAAUUGUAAAAUAAAUUAAUUAGACAAUAUUUGUGUAAAUUAAACAAUAUAUGUUCAGCUUUAAUGAUGAGUUUACAAAAUACAAAUGGAAGCGUUUCGGCACAAAAAAAAAACAACAUUUAAAUAUUUAUAAAUGAAUAUAUAUUUACAUGUAUUCUUUAAAGCUUUACCAAAGUCCAACACUCGUAUAAUUUUAUUAAUUGUAAAUAUUAUAUUGAUUUUUCCUGUUUUUUUGUAAAACUUACAAAUUUGAUCAAGGCAGUGGUCUUAUGCACUCCUUUAUAUUUUCCCCACCUAUACUUCUCACCCCGACACAAACACGCUGCUCCUGAAAAAAAAAAAAAAAAGUUUCAAAACCCCUGAUUUAUGAAUUCAAUCGCCGUGCGCUUACAACAUUUUUUGCUUUUUUUUACCCCCCCCCCCCCCUGUCCACUUUUGUCCCCUUUUUGCUGAACCCCCCCCCCCCUCCCCCUUUUGUGUGGACGUCUUUUAUGGAUGACCCCUUAGGUGAUUUAUUCCAUUCUACUCACACUUGUCGAUUGUCACGUGACAUGUUAUAUGGAAGUAAAUAAGCGGGUCUAUUGUGUAGAAACGUUUUUGUAGUUAACACGAGGACAAAAGUUAAAAGUGUACAAAAUUAAAUAAAAUCAUGUUUAGUCUUUUUAGUGAAUACUCAUGCUAUUUAUAUUUCAGAUUUGGCACAUGUCACGGGUUUAUGUACAACGAGGUCACUAAACUGUGUACGCCAUCCUCUGGUCUAAGUGCUGAACAGUCAACACCGUCAAAAGCGGAAGGGGAUUUUUACUUUAGCGACAGCUGUCAAUCAUAUCCUGAUUUUCGGUCAGUUAUUUGACAAAUUAUUCUCCGAUAAUCAAACUUUUUUAUUUUUGCGUGUCUGUUCAUAUUCGCAGGUUUACUUUGAAUGUGUUUUAUAAACCUUAUUUUUUUUUUUUUUUUUUUUUUUUUUUUUUUUUUUUUUUCAUUUAAAUUUUUUCCAUUUUUUUUUUUAUUUUUUAUUUAUUUUUUUUUUUUUUUUUUUUUUUUUUUUUUUUUUUUUUUUUUUUUUUUUUUUUUUUUUUUUUUUUUUUUUUUUUUUUUUUUUUUUUUUGGUGAUCGACAAUAAAACUUCGCCAAGCUUUGAAUUCAUUUAUAUUUAAUGUUUUUUUUUAAAAAAAUGAAAAAUAUUUUGGAUUAAUUCGUAAAUUUCAGAACUUUGAAAAAAAUUCUUUUGGAUAAAUAAAUACUGGUGGGGUGGUAAGCCCGGGUGUCACUUUUUAUCUAGAGUUAAUGCAUUAUUCGACAACUGCAGACUUUGUAUCGUGAUUGGAAGAGCGGCAAAAAUAUGUGGCUCCCAUGGCAGCACUAAUACUAACUAAGCCACUAUGCAGUGUCUCAAUCGGCACCAAAGUUGGCGAUCUCUUUGAUGGGGAAGUGGGGAAGAAAUCGAGGGCGUUGAAGAAUCUUGAGCAGAGGAGUGAAAAUUUUUGACUGUUUUAAAAUCAAGAGGUGCAUUUUGGAGUAUUCUUGAAUUUAAUAUAUCUAUAAGAUUUUUUUUUAUCGGAGGAAGGAAUUUUCAAUGUUCUGGGGAAGGCAUUAUGGCGCCCAGUGACAUACAUAAACUGAAUUCACUCCGUUUGUUGCGUGCCCCAGGGUAAUAAUUUGGCAAAGCUAAUAGGGAACCCCAUUCUGAAAAAAAUUGAUCGGUGUGAGUGAAGGGGGUGCAGAAAUUGAGGGCGCUGAAGACAUUUGGGAAAAUUCAAAAUGUAGGAGGAAAUUUUGGCGCAUAUUUAAAUUCGGUGUUUCUUUCAGACCAUUCUGAGGUGGCGUUUCAAAAUUUCGGGUUAGAAACGCCAAAAUCGGCCAUAAUAAUGAUCAGUACGAUACUUAUAAUCGAAGAGCGUAAGCAUCUGACACGAUUAGCCUUAAAUCUACGGAUCAUCCAAUAGAUCGUGCCAAGCGACAUGUUUAUAGGCUGCACUAAAUGCAAUCCGUUAAGGGCACCAGUUACUGCUGUUUUUUUAUAAAACAAUAAUAAAAAUGAACAUUUAGUAAAGUUUAACGACAAUAUAUUUUCCUUUUAUUCUUAUGGAUAUUUUUCUAGAGGGGGGGGGGACGCUGGUACCCAAUACCACUUUAGAAAUAAGCACUCCCAGGAUUUAAGUAGUCAACACAUCUGAGGAAACCUUCGCAAGAGGACGCCAGAUCCCCAUAUAUGCGUUGGCCAAACCGUAGGAUCAUGCAACGCCCCCGGGAAUACACCCCAUUUUUUUUUUGGUAAGGUCUAAUUAAAAGGAGGCUACCACAUUGGUGUUCCUGUGGCAGCCAGGGGGUUUACAAAUUGGAAGAAACAUCUGGGGGGGGGGGGGGGGUUCCGCUUUGGGGCAAACCGCCCCCCCCCCCAGCAAAAGGGAAUUUCAGGGGGGCUCAUGAGAGCUUCGGCUCGAGUUGCUAACGUCAUUCCUCACGAACGAUUUUCAGUGUAUAAAAAUUUCCGGGUAAAUUAUUUUUUAAAAACUCACUGAAAUUUUCUCUUAAAUAUUCAUUUUUUUUUUUUAGUUAGUUUCUUAUAUAAGCAGGAAGUUGCUUAUUUUAAGCACAUGUGAUGAUGUUCGGUAGCAUGAAGAAUCAUUUUUAAAAUUUUUUUAAAAGUGUUUUUAAAUGCAUUUUACUUUUCAUUCUUGAAAAUGUUUCCUCAAGGUAAGUUUCUUAUAAUGCUUUCAACUUUCACAAGUCAAUAGACUUGAUUCUGUAUUGAGAUGAGAUGGAAUUUCUAUUGUAAAUAAAUAUUUAAUUUAAUAUAAAUAAUAUUUAAAUGUAAAACAGUUUCAGAUAAAGAGUAAAGUUCCGGUUAAUUUGAUGGGCCGUUAACUAGUAUUUCAUUUACCUGUAUUCUAUAAUCAUACACAGUUUACUCUGUUUUUUUACAACGAAUUUUAAUCAAAUAAAACGUCAAUAAACACAAUUAAAACGCCAUCAGUUUUAAAAAAUGAAAUCAUUCUAAAAAUUGUAGUUGGACAGAGGGAUUUUUAUAAGCUAUCCAAUCAGGGGCGGAGUUAGGGGGUGUGGACCGCAUCGGGUGAAAACCAUCUCAAGGGUGACAUCAAAUUGAAAAAUUGAAUAUUUCAAAAGCAUGCACAUCUCGGUCUAAAAAUGUCUCAUUAAAGAUUAAUCGAUCACACGUUAAUUUCCCACACAUGUACCAAUCAGAAAAGCUUGCUUUAUUAAAAGUUCAAGGUAGAUGUGUCUGAAAUAAGGUGACGCUAUAAUUAGGUCAGAAAGCACAUUUUUAAACAUACUUCAACGCCGAUUGAAGUGUUUGGUAACUUUCGUAAGUGACAGGAAGCUAUAUUUAUAGAAAUUUUGAGAAACAAAGCUUUCCAUUGAUACCAACUUCGAUGUGGUCGGGCGAUGCUAAAUAAAUGAAUCGAAUCGGUAACAAUUAAAAACAUUUUAAAUUUUUUUUUAACCCAUUUAUAGGGUUAACAAAAUAAUAUUCUACAAAAUUUUAUGAUAUCUUUUAAUAAUUUAUAAAUUUUUUAAAAAGUUUUUUAAAAUCAAAAAUUAAUAUUUUAGCCAUUAGUACCGCCCCUUAACAUUUGAGCAUGAUUGUCAAAGAGCACAGGGUCUUUUACUUGCUGUCUGUGAUUUCACGUUUCUCUGCUACCUUUAACUAUUGGCUGAUCUACUUGAAGAAGUUAAUCAUACACAGUAGUAUCUGCAAACAAAAGGAUUUACUCUCGACAAAAUGGUAAACAACCUAAAGGCCUUAAGAUUGUUUCUGCACGAGAAACUCUGUCACUUGGUGGAACAUGCUAUUGAAAAGGCACUUUUAAAAUCAGACCAAUAUUGAAUUUUGGUAGCGAGAAGAUUAAGGUUUAAGAAGAGAAUGGCAGGAGAAAAUAUUAAUAGAUGCCGGACUCACUCACUCACUCACUCACUCACACUCUCUCUCUCUCUCUCUCUCUCUCUCUCUCUCUCUCUCUCUCUCUCUCUCUCUGCGAGAAGAAAACAUUAGGGAGAUGCUGGAGUGUAUUGAUUGCUUUCAUUGUGAACCCCAGAUCAGUUAUUGAAAAGGCACUUUUAAAAUCACACCAAUAUUGAAUUUUGGUAGCGAGAAGAUUAAGGUAUAAGAAGAGAAUGGCAGGAGAAAAUAUUAAUAGAUGCCGGACUCACUCACUCACUCACUCACUCACACUCUCUCUCUCUCUCUCUCUCUCUCUCUCUCUCUCUCUCUCUCUCUCUCUCUCUCUGCGAGAAGAAAACAUUAGGGAGAUGCUGGAGUGUAUUGAUUGCUUUCAUUGUGAACCCCAGAUCAGAUUAUCAGUGAUAAAGGAAGUAGCAGAUAUGUUUGGGGCUAUUCAACCCAAGGGCCUAGUAUCAGCAAGUGAAGAAGAGUUAUUGGUGUCCGUUCCAAAAUUAACCUCUUUUUAUGACUAGUUAUCAGAAGCUCAAUUUUUUUUUUAAUUCACCAAGGCUUAAAAGACACCUAAAGGCAACUGAUAUUGAAUUUAACAACUUCAUGGACUGGUCAGUGUUUGAUGUUUUGAAAUUCAUAGCUGAAUGGGACAUCCUAGAAUCUCUUCCAAUACUCUAGCUAGGCCUUCAAAUGUUUCUUACGAUCUGUGUUUGUCAGUUGCUGAAUGUGAGCGGAAAAUUUAAAACUAAGUCUUACCAAGAACUACUUACUUGAGAUAGUCAAGGCUUUCUGAUUUGGCUCUCCAAUCAAUUGAAAGUGAUACAGUGAAAGUCAUUGAUUUCUGAUCUGGCUCUCCAAUCAAUUGAAAGUGAUACAGUGAAAGUCAUUGAUUUCUGAUCUGGCUCUCCAAUCAAUUGAAAGUGAUACAGUGAAAGUCAUUGAUUUCUGAUCUGGCUCUCCAAUCAAUUAAAAGUGAUACAGUGAAAGUCAUUGAGUUCUGAUCUGGCUCUCCAAUCAAUUAAAAGUGAUACAGUGAAAGUCAUUGAUUUCUGAUCUGGCUCUCCAAUCAAUUGAAAGUGAUACAGUGAAAGUCAUUGAUUUCUGAUCUGGCUCUCCAAUCAAUCGAAAGUGAUACAUUGAAAGUCAUUGAUUUCUGAUUUGGCUCUCCAAUCAAUUGAAAGUGAUACAGUGAACGUCAUUGAUUUCUGAUCUGGCUCUCCAAUCAAUUAAAAGUGAUACAGUGAAAGUCAUUGAUUUUGAUCAAAUGCUUGACAGGUUUGCAGCCUUGAAGACACGUCAAGGAAAAUGUUUGAUAAAGUAAAUUUCAUGAAAAAAUAACUAUAACUUAACGUUGUUACAGUUCUUAAAUACUUAACACUCCUGACCCUCAAUUAGUCUAUUUUUGCUCUUGUCAUUGCCGUACUCUGGAAUUAUUUAACACGAAGAAAUCCAUCGUGGAAGUCGGGUGACGGGGAUACACCAUGAGGUUACCGCACCGGUCGACACCAACCCUAGUUACGCCAAUGUAUCCAAUCAUCAUUCAGUGUGGGUAAAAAGGACAUUUUAGUAUGUUGACCUUCAUUCCACAAGCUACAUCUUCAAGUGAACUUAAUACAGAACAUUGAUACUUUUAAAGAUUCCGUUGUCAUUUAAACAACGUAUUUAUUUAUUUUUAUAAUGAGCCCAUAUUCACUAUCUCAUCUGAUUAGGAAUUGGCAAUUAUGUUUUCUCAGGGGAAAAUAUAGCUUCUAAAUGUGUAUCUCAUUAUUUUUUUUACCGUGGUUGUUGUUUCAUUUCCAGCACCAAGUACAACCAAUCCACCCAAGCCCACGUCGCUUACUACUCCAGCCCUCCAGUCAACUACACCAACGCGAAGGCGGCCUGCGAGUGCAUGAACUCCCAUCUUUAUGUAGCGAACACCUUGGAGAAAUGGUGGCUCAUCAAUGCCAUAGUGAACAUCGACCAUCAUGUCUUUAUUGGUCUGGAUGACAUGGCUCAAGAGAAUAAAUUUGUCUGGGCAGACAGCCAUCAGGAGAUUUCUAGCGCGUUGAAGAUUGCGAUGUUUUAUCUAGGUCAACCAGAUGAUUCGGGGGGCCAGGACUGUGUAUGGAAAAAACCUCACAACGUUCUGUUAGAUGACGUAAAAUGUUCAGAACCCGCGGGCUACAUCUGUGAGAAAACUCUUUGUUGAAUUUCUUUUUUUUACAAUGAAAUAAAAAAGUUUAAAAGUUUGUCAUAAAUCUGCACGUAUCAGUAGAAUUGAUUUAUGUUAAUAUAUGUCUUGCUUCCAAAACAAGGUAUUCAAUGCUGCAAGG